This is a messenger RNA of Coprinopsis cinerea okayama7#130, 1168 nucleotides long. Its product is annotated as nicotinamide mononucleotide adenylyl transferase. Gene Ontology annotation, biological process: NAD+ biosynthetic process. NCBI's taxonomy places the organism in Eukaryota, Fungi, Basidiomycota, Agaricomycetes, Agaricales, Psathyrellaceae. Gene Ontology annotation, molecular function: nicotinamide-nucleotide adenylyltransferase activity; nicotinate-nucleotide adenylyltransferase activity. The coding region runs from base 4 to 921 and encodes 305 amino acids. The transcript is spliced from 4 exons. The record is from RefSeq and is a predicted model, not a curated record.
CUAAUGUCGUCGACGUCCGGCUAUGUCACGGAGGGCUUCACAAACCCUCCAAAUUAUUCUUUCCCCUACCACCGCAUGCGGACAACCCUCAACGAUGACUCCAAGACUCCAGUCGUCCUGGUCGCCUGUGGUUCCUUCAGCCCGGUCACCUAUCUUCACCUACGAAUGUUCGAAAUGGCCAGGGAUUAUAUCCGACACAACACAGAAUUUGAAAUCGUUGGGGCAUACCUUAGCCCUGUCAGCGACAUGUACAAGAAACCUGGUCUCCUGAACGCUCGCCAUCGAGUCAAUAUGUGUAACCUUGCUGCAGAAGAUUCCGGGGGAUGGCUGAUGGUCGAUUCUUGGGAAGCAUUCCAGUCGUACCAACGAACGGCCAUUGUACUCGACCACUUUGACUACGAAAUCAACACUGUACGGGGUGGGGUAAAGACCCAGAGUGGCGAACAACGGAAUGUCCGUGUGAUGCUACUGGCUGGCUCGGAUCUCAUCAGUACGAUGAGCGAGCCAGGCGUUUGGAGUUACUCCGAUCUUGAACACAUCCUGGGACGAUAUGGUGUCUUCAUCGUCGAACGAGCAGGGUCCGGCAUGGACCAAGCCACAGACAACCUUGCCAAGUGGAGGCACAACAUCUAUAUGAUAUCCCAACUGAUCCAAAACGACGUCUCCAGUACCAAGGUCCGUUUGUUCCUCCGACGAGGACUCUCAGUACGAUAUCUGCUGCCGAAUUCGGUGGUCGACUACAUCGAAGCCCACGGUUUGUAUCAGGAUGAGAGCAUCAACGCCGCCAACUCCGCUGAGAAGGGUAAAGAACGAGAGGCCUCUUCUGCUAAAAAGGAUUCUGCAUCGACUACGAUACCUUCAGCACCCCCUCAAGCAGCCUCGACGCAGCCAACUAAAACUCAAAGCUGCCGCCAGUGUUAAUGGGGUAGACACUUGUAUAUCAACUUCGGAACUUCACGUCUUUAUUCCGUGUCGCACAGCAUCGCUUUCAGCACUCAAGUUUCCGUGCUUUUAGAGAAUGUAUCGAUACGCGGCAAUUUUUUUUUCGUCCCAGGACUCUCGGCUGAUCCGGACACACUGCAUCGACGAUCUUCAUGAGCACCUUGCAGACCGUAUCUUGUAGGGCAUGUACUUUUAGAAUUUCUUUUGGCAAGUAAUGUAUAUCUUA